Branchiostoma floridae (Florida lancelet) is the source of this 3804-nucleotide messenger RNA. RefSeq names its product microcephalin-like. Lineage: Eukaryota; Metazoa; Chordata; Leptocardii; Amphioxiformes; Branchiostomatidae. The record is from RefSeq and is a predicted model, not a curated record. Gene Ontology annotation, biological process: mitotic cell cycle. Bases 287 to 3517 code for a protein of 1076 amino acids. The transcript has 16 exons.
UCGGGCAAGUCUGGGCAAGUCAUCAAGGCGCCAUCUUUGAAUUUAGAGUUGGGUCGGUUGAUGCCGAAAUUUUUCACAGUCUAGUUUCUCUGGCUUUUUCCUGAGAACCAGGGUCCCAGAGAUAUGUAAAUCAUCACGAAGGCUACUGCGAGAAGUUUAUCCUCGCAAGUCUGUGCUCAAAUUUACCAGGUUGUGGCAAGGGAGGUGCGAGCGUCCUCUCAUCGCGUCGAUGUGUCACUACUUCUAACGUUCUUUCCUCGUCCGUGCAAAAGUCCUGUUUGAUCAGAUGGCUCCCAGCAGAUCCUCCAAGCGAAGAUCCAUGGCACCGUUACCCACUGAGCUGUCUCCAAUGAGCCGACUGGCCAUCAAAGCUGGCCGAUGCUCCCGCAGGCAGAGUACCCUGGGUCUGAGCCAGACCGGCAGGAGUUCAGCAGGAACACCUGGCAGACAGAAAAGUAAUCCUGCAAAUGGAAGUGCCAAAACAAAUCCCACCAGAAGUCGGAGGAGCCUGGUCAGUGUGGGUGUGGCCAGCAACAGCUGGGAUGACCCAGUAAGUCAAUCCUGUCAGCUCAGUGGGAGUCAAGGACAGAAUCCCCAACUCGGUGAUGUCACUAGCCUAUCUAUACAAAAUAUGGACCUUGAAUCACCCAGCCUUCUAACCAAGAGUCACAAGACCACCAUGAGAAACAACACCACUUGUCACAGUGUCAGAGAAAUGGAGCUUGACUCACCCAAUUUACCCCGGCCCGGGACACCAACACUCAGACCAGGUGUUAGUGGUCAGCCCAGUCUGGAGAGGCUGAUGUUACCUGCCGACACCCCUAGCCCACGUCUCCAGGACCAGGUUAGUCUGCUGCUGCCCACAGACACACCGAGCCCUGCCAACCAGGCCCUGGUCCUGGACAGUGAUGAUGAUGAUGACUUGCCCCCCUCCACACAACCAGUGGACAACAGAGUUCUAAAAGGUGUAGUUGUUUAUGUGGAGGUGCGGUGCAAUGACACUAUGGAAAAUCGCUCCAAAGCUGUGGCUAAGCAACUGGAGUUGCUGGGUGCUCAGGUGGAACCGAAACUUUCCCGUGAGGUGACGCAUGUGGUCUUCAAGGACGGUAGAAAGAGCACAUUGGACAGGGCCACCAAAAAAGGCAUUCACCUCGUGUCUGUGCUCUGGGUGGAAAGUUGCAGAGAGAAGCAGGUCCAUGUGAAUGAAGGAUUGUUUCCCAUCAGCCGCCCAGAUGAAGGAAACACACCUGUACUGACAAGGAUAAGGAGGUACAGGUCCAUGCAGCCUAAAAGCUUUGAGGAGGAGUUGGCCGGGAGUGCAGAGAGAGUACGGAAGCGGCGCCGCCAUCAUGAGCUGGCAAACCGCUGGAAAACGGUGACAGGUACCACCCCUUCAGGUACCCCCAACAAGGCAACAGUUUAUGUGGAGGACACACAGGAUCCCAACAGUGAGGAGAUGGUAUUACCCAGCAUGCCUCUGGCCAUCCCUGACACGCCUCCAAACAUGCGUGAAAAGAGGAAUCAGCUGAUGGCUCGCCAGGAAAACCAGGCAUCUCCACUUAACUUCACAGAGGGGACCUUGUCUCAGAAAAGGCUCUUUGGUGGAGCAGAGUCUGACAACAACAGUAGCUGUGAGAAGAAGACGUGUGCUGAAGACGAACAACAGGUGCCCAGUGAUAAUGUUUCAGGCCGCAACAGUCAGCCAAGAAUGGAAACGUCUUCUGAUAGUUUCAAGAAACAGCGAAGACAAAGUAGAAGACUGUCUAGUUUACCAGCAAAGGAUGGAGAACCAGAAGGGAACAACUCUUUAAAACAGCCGGCAAAGAGUGGCUCAGGAAAGAGGCGUCUGUUGUCGACAAUGAACAGCGGACCAGCUGCAGAGCUGAUAUGUCCACAAGAACCUACUGGAUCAGCUGCAACAAAUAGGGUGAAGAAGACAGUAGGUGUGCUAUCUGGCAAGCGUGACCAGACCCCAGUAUCCACAAGCACUAUUGGCAGGGUUAGUGUGGAGUCACAGGGUAGCAUGGAUGCUGAUGUACAACUGAAUAGUAGUAAGAGAAUGGAUUCAAACAAAGAAAAUGCUGCAGCAAAGAGGAAGUGGAGGGCGGCAACUGACAGUUCUGAAGACGAGGCCAAGCAAAUUGCAAAGAAAGGCAAACAGGCAAAAUCAGACAAUGAUGCAGGGAAUGGAGGGAGUAAAGUUGUGAAGAGAGGAGCCACAGUGCCACAGUGGGACUGGGAUUCGGACAGUAGUGAUGGGUUGGGAGAACUUGCAGCUAGAGCAAGUGCACGAGCCUUGGCAAGCUUGAGGCAGGGCAGCAAGCAGAAGAAAAAUCCAGCCAAUGAUAGGGGAAGCAAUAAUGAAAGCGAUAGUGAUGAUCCCGACUCGCAGCAGAAAGGCCGGAAGAACACUGCAGCCAAGAAGACAAGCAGGACACCCGAGAAGAAAUCAAACCAAAGUAAACAAAAUCAGAAAGCUGGGAGAAACUCUCAAGGGAAAUCCCUUGUCGCUAUACCUGUUGAGGAUGAUGCAGAAGUAGUUGAUCUCGCAAGCAGUCAGUACUCUGUUGUGGAACCUUUAAGGCCCUCCAGAAGGAGUCUUGAAGAAUUUGCCCCUCCACAGAGACCGAGUCUCAGCAAAAGGAGUUGUAAGAAAGGUAAAGAUUCGAGCAGAUGUUCAAGCAGAAGGGUGAGUAGCAGCUCUGGCUCAAGUAACAGCAGCAAUGGAGAGAUGGAUGAGUCACACUCUUCCAAGUCAGCCAGGAAGGACACUAACAAACAAGCGCAGAAAAAAGCCAAGACUUCAAGGAAACCAACCUCUUCUGACCUGGACAGUUCCACCAGCAGUAGUAGCACAGGAGCCACCAGACUGUCAUGUAACAGGAGGAGCAGGCAGAAGGUGGGAAAAAAAGAGAAGACUGGGAAAGCCCUAGUGAUGACCAGCAUGCACACAAAGGACCAGGAACUGGUGAUUUCGGUGAUGAAACAGCUGGGAGGUUCCUACCUAGAGAGGGAUGUUACAGAGAGAACUACACAUGUUGUGUCCGGCAGUAAUCGGCGAACCCUCAAUGUUCUGAGUGCCAUUGCUCAGGGCUGCUGGCUGGUGUCAUUAGAAUGGGUCUUGAAGUCUUGCGAGGUGGGGCGCUAUGUGGAAGAAGAACCGUAUGAACUCCAUGAGGCUUUUCCUGCAGCUCAGGAGGCACGUCUGGAGAGGCAGGCAGCAGAAGGCCCCUACAACCAGGACCUGUUCUCUGACUGUGGGCUCAUCUAUAUCUCCGAACAGACAUCCCCUCCAUACUCCAGCCUGGUGCACCUGGUGGAGCUGUGUGGAGGGAGAAUCUGUACCUCCAUCAGGAGGGCCAGGAUCGUUGUAGGAAACCCGCAGAGGAGGACCGAUGCCUUGGUUGUUACUGAGCUCUGGGUGCUAGAUUCCAUCACCGAGCACAGGACACUGCCUCUUGACUCCUACCUCGUACAGCCGGAGAAAACAAGGCGAGCAUCAAGUCCAGAGUUCUGAUGUGUGAAGCGACGUGUGUCAAGUAGGGGCCAUAUCAAUUUGCUAUAUGGUUUUAUUUAACAUUUUCAACUGUUCUUUAUACAUGAAAUAAUGAUUGUUGCAUCUAUAAAUUGUGCAAGAUAUCUACAUUUCAUCUACUUUAUUAUGACUAUAAUUGCACCUUUCAUUGUGCAUGUUAGCAGAAUGAUGUUUUCAGAGUGCAAAUUUGCAUGGUCUUCUAUAUUUUGGUACAUGUAUUAUUCUUCCUGAUAUGUAUUUAGAUAGUCACUUUGUUGGUACCAUAUACA